AUGGCUUCCGAUCCCCUGGCUCCUGCUCCUGCCCAGGGCGGCAUGAUCGACCAGAAGGACGUGCAAGACUGGAUGAAGCGCUUCAAUGAGGGUCUUGCCGACUCAUCCAUCAUUGCUGCACCAUCUGCGCCCGACGCUCGACCAUGGCACACAUCCUUCUUCAGCUGCUUUGCUCCAAUUGACACCUGCUUUAUUACUUGCUGCGUGCCAUGCGUGACUUUUGGCAAGACACACCAUCGAACCCGAAAGCAUGGAAAUAUGAAUGGCUAUAGCUUCAUCAACGCCUCGUGCCUCAUGUUCACGGGAUUCUCCUGCUUCGGUCUGCAUUUCAUCCCGAUGAUGUUCCAGCGCGCCGACAUCCGCAAGAAGUACAACCUUCAGGGAGACUGCGUGACGGAUCUAUUCACAUCAUGCUGCUGCGCAUGUUGUUCCCUUGUUCAACAGGACAAAGAAGCUGAGCAUCGGGAGCAAGAGUUGGCCGAGAAGCUCAAUGGUGCGGGCUAUGUCAAGGCUCAAGAGAUGGCCUACCCUGCAUAG
Cladophialophora yegresii CBS 114405 is the source of this 537-nucleotide messenger RNA. RefSeq lists its product as uncharacterized. NCBI's taxonomy places the organism in Eukaryota, Fungi, Ascomycota, Eurotiomycetes, Chaetothyriales, Herpotrichiellaceae. The transcript has 3 exons. The record is from RefSeq and is a predicted model, not a curated record. Bases 1 to 537 code for a protein of 178 amino acids.